Tetrapisispora phaffii CBS 4417 is the source of this 3411-nucleotide messenger RNA. It is a transcript of the gene SLA1, whose product is annotated as cytoskeletal protein-binding protein SLA1. The coding region runs from base 1 to 3411 and encodes 1136 amino acids. The transcript has a single exon. The record is from RefSeq and is a predicted model, not a curated record. Gene Ontology annotation, cellular component: nucleus. Lineage: Eukaryota; Fungi; Ascomycota; Saccharomycetes; Saccharomycetales; Saccharomycetaceae. Gene Ontology annotation, molecular function: ubiquitin binding; identical protein binding; protein-macromolecule adaptor activity. Gene Ontology annotation, biological process: actin cortical patch assembly; regulation of actin filament polymerization.
AUGACGGUAUUCCUUGGUAUUUAUAAAGCAAUUUAUAAUUAUGAGCCUCAAACUCCUGAAGAAUUGGCUAUCCAGGAAGAUGAUCUGUUGUACCUAUUAGAGAAGUCGGACGUAGAUGAUUGGUGGACCGUCAAGAAAAGAGUGAUUGGUUCAGAUGCAGAAGAACCUAGUGGGUUGAUUCCAUCGAAUUAUAUUGAGGAAGCUACUGUUAUUAAACAAGUUAAAGCCCUAUAUGAUUAUCAUGAUAUUCAGAAUCCUGAUGAAGAGUUAGUAUUCAAUGAGAAUGAUGUUUUCGAUGUUUUCGAUGACCAAGAUCAGGACUGGUUAUUGGUUAAAUCGAUAAAAAUAACACUAUUUGGUUUUAUUCCAGGUAAUUAUGUAGAAGAAGUCUCUGGAGGUGCUGCUUCUACUGCUGCUCCACCUAUCACUUCUACGUUUACGCCUGCCGCGGCUCCUGCUACUGUUGCUACAAAUACAGUUGACAUAUCAGCUUUACCACCUCCACCACAGCAUAAUGCUAGGUCUGAAUUAGCGGAAAAAACUAAAGAGAAGGAAGAUGUUCCGCCCUCGAUGCCAACUCGACCAACAGGAAAUAAUAAAACUCAGAGUUAUGAUGAUGAUGAGGAAGAGGAAGCUCCACCAGCUAUGCCAGACAGAUAUACCACUCGUGCAGCUGAUAGGUACGAUGAUCAUGAGUAUAGUAAUACACGUAAUAGAUCUCGUAGCAGAGUUUCUCAUUAUGAGCCUGAAGAAGAAGAAGAUAAUGAUUUCGAUCAGCAACGUUCAGACCAAGGAUUUAAUUCACGUAGUGGAAGCUCUAACUUACAUACAUGGAAUGUUUCCGAAAUUGAUGGCCGUAAGAAACGUAAAAUGAAGAUUUCAAUAGGCAAUGGUAAAAUUUUCUACACACCACAGAAAGGCAAUCCAGAAGAAUGGACAUUUGAUAAAUUAAUCUCUUAUGAUAAUGAAAAGAAGCAUCUAUUUUUAGAAUUCGUCGAUCCUUAUAAGAGUUUAGAAGUGCAUACUGGUAAUAAUGAAACUUGUUCCGAAAUUUUAUCAUAUAUUGGUGAAUUUAAAGGUGCAUCUCGUGAUCAAGGUAUUCGUGAAGUCGAAAUGGCAUCAAAAUCAAAGAAAAGAGGUAAUGUUAUAUUAGAUUUUGAAGCUGAAGCAAAUGAUGAGUUAAGUGUUAGAGUCGGCCAAGUAGUCUAUAUUAUUGAUGAUCAAAAAUCAAGAGAUUGGUGGAUGUGCGAAGCUGUUGACACAGGUAAAAGAGGGAUUAUACCCGCUCAAUUUAUUGAACCAAUCUCGGAAAAAUCAAGUCAUGGUGGGGGUCUCUUCAAAUCUUUGAAAAGAAUGACUAAAUCUUCUCAUAAAUCAUCUUCCAGUAACUGGCAAGAUGAUGAAAGUGAAAACAAGGGUAAUAGAAGUAGAUCAGGCUCGAGAUCUUCAAGAAAGAGAUCUUCAUCAAAUGCUAGACAAGAUCAAACGGAAUUACCAAAUCCGAAGAAAACUCGUAUUUGGGAAGAUAGAUCCGGUACAUUCAAGGUUGAAGCUCAGUUCAUUGGUUGUAAAGAAGGAAAAGUUCACUUACAUAAAUCUAAUGGUGUUAAAAUUGCAGUGCCUGCCGAUAAAUUAUCAAAUGAAGAUUUAGUUUACGUUGAAAGAUUGACUGGGUUCAGUUUAGAUAAAUAUAAACAAGGUAGAGGUGGUGAUUCAAAUAGGUUGGGUUCAGAUCCAAGAGAAUCAGAAAGGGAAAGAAGAAGAAGAUUAAGAGAACUGGAUGAGAAAGAACGUGAUAGAAAGUUGAGAGAAAGAGAAAUUGAUGAACUGCAAAAGGCAAGAACUUUAUUAGAUCAAGAAAGAUCUAAGUUACAAGAUUAUAACAACGUACCACCAAGUAAACCUCCUAGACCUAAUUCUAUGUCUGGGAGCAAUCGCUCAGGUUCACAAUCUGGUUCCCAAGCUAAUGCAAACUCUUAUGAUUGGUUUGAAUUUUUCCUAAACGCAGGGAUCGAUGUUACCAGUUGUCAGAGGUAUACCUCCAAUUUUGAUAAGGAACGUAUUACUGAAGAUAUGCUGCCUGAUUUCAAUGAUUCAAUGUUAAGAACUUUAGGUUUACGUGAAGGUGACAUUGUUAGAGUUAUGAAAUAUGUUGACACUAAAUUAGGAAGAGAUUCUCAAAAACAAGUCCCUGCUGCUACUGGCAAUAUGUUUUCUGAGGCCGAUGGUUCUUUGAAGAAUAAUAAUGAUCAAACACAGCCACCAGUUUCAACUCAGCUAUUGCCACAACAAAAUAUUGCAACUCAACCAAACAUAGUAGAUGAUGACUCUUGGACUGUUAAACCAGCGGCUAAAUCAGAAGUUGCAUCUGACUUGAAUAAAUCAGAAUUUACUGGUUCUAUGCAAGAUUUACUUGAUUUAAAACCAUUAGAACCUAAGAAAGCAGAUGUUGCACCAACUGCUAGCGUUGUAGCUCCUGCCCAAGCGACUGCUACUACUGCUACUACUACUACUACUACUACUACUACUCCAUUAACAUCGUCUAUCACUGGAGGCCCUUUAUCUUUAGCACCACUUGAUCCAUUUAAGACUGGUGGUCACAAUCUGCUUCCAAUAUCCACUGGAUUUAUAAUGAUGCCUAUUGCAACUGGAGGUGCAAUGGUGCCUAUUACCACUGGAGGUGCGAUGAUUCCACAAACUACGUUUGGUGCACAGUUAACUGGUGGUGUUAUGCCAUUACAAAAAACUGGUGGUAUGAUUCAACCGGUUAUUACUGGAGGUGCUAUGCCUGCAACGUCAUUUAAUCUCCCACCUUCGGGAACUAUUUUACCAGUUCAGAAAACUGCAAAUGGUUUGGUGGGAAGUAAUGCUAUGGGAGGUAUGAUGCCAAUGCAAAACCAUUUGACUGGCAGUAUGAUGCCUCAAACAUCGUUUGGAGCUCCUCAACUAACAGGAGGUAUGAUGCCAAUGCAAAACCAAUUGACUGGCGGUAUGAUGCCUCGGACAUCGUUUGGAGCUCCUCAAAUGACAGGAGGUAUGAUGCCUCAGACAUCAUUUGGUGGUGCACAAUUAACUGGUAAUAUGAUGCAACAACCUAUGAUGCAACAACCUAUGAUGCAGCAAUCUAUGAUGCAGCAACAGAUGAUGAAUCAAGCUACAGGUGGUUUCCAACCUAAGUCUCAGUUUGGUAUGGAAUUGCAAAAAACUGGUAAUGCAAUGAACCAACUACCGGUUUUUAACAAUAAUACGAGUGGCAUAACCCAGGGUAUGCAGAAUAUGUCUAUGCAACAGCCACAAGUACAACCUUUACAAAAUCAACCAACUGGCUUUGGCUUUGGUAACGGACCUCAACAAACAUCAGGGCAAGCCAACUUAAUGAAUGCAAGCGCUAGUAAUCCUUUUGGAUUUUAA